UUUUUUGUUAUGCAACCCAGAAUACAUUAACAACUUUGAGGUUAAAUUCACCAAAGACUGAAAUGUAAAUAAAACAUAUUUUCAAUGAUUCGAAAGCGAAAAAUAGUCCUUUUAACGGUAAUAAUAUUGUUAUUAUAUUUAGUGACAACAAAUUAUAUACUUAUCAUACUAAACAAGUCAGAAAAUGGCUUAGAAAGCAAUGAAGUCAGUGUAGAAAAGUAUAUACUUAAAAAACUAGAUAAUUUAUCGCCAGAAUAUAUAAUUAAACCUAAAGAAAAUGUUGUUAUUGAAACGUUAAUUAAAAAUAUUAAACUUGUUAGUAAAUAUAAUGUUAAGGAUGUGUGGUCGGAAGCAGAUUCAUGGGUUACUAAUUCACAAGUAGUAAAUGUAAAUAGUUCAAAUGUAGGUAACGUUUUAAAUGCUCUGAAAGAUUCUAAAAUAAUUAGAGCUGAUCUUGACACAAGGGGAACACAGUUGAAAUUCCUAUUAACCUUAGAGGGUAAUCAGUUGGUCGUAUUUAAACCAAAGUGGUAUGAAAUUGACAGAAUCAUAGAAGGACCAGUCUAUGCAGGGAAAGAUAGAUAUGGCUCUGAAAUAUUGGGUUUCUACUUAUCCCUUUUAUUUAAAAAACCUUUAACCCCUUUAAGUGUUGAACGUGAUAUAUCGUUGAGCAAAGAUGUGAUACCUGUAGCUACUAAAAGACUGUUAGAAACGUCGUUUCAAAGGGGCAACAAAACUUGUGUGUUCGGUAGGUGUUUAUAUUGUAGAAAGGAGGAUCCCAUUUGCGAUAAUGAAGAGAACUACUUGAAAGGUGCUGUGAUAUUUAAUAUUAAGGGAAAUUUCAAAACUCAUAGAUCUCCGUGGCAAAGAACUUAUAAGAAAGGCAAAAAGGCAGCUUGGGAAAAAAAUCCCAAUUAUUGCAAGGUUGUUAAAGAAAAACUAAGCAAGAAAAGACUGUAUGACUUAAUAGACAUAUCAAUUUUUGACUUUUUACUCCAAAAUGGGGAUAGACAUCACUAUGAGACAAUGGACGAUACUGUCCUAUUGUUGGAUAAUGGAAAAGGUUUGGGAAAUCCAUUAAUUAACCAUAUUGAUAUUUUAGCUCCUCUAUAUCAAUGUUGUAUAUUGAGGCGAGAGACCCUCAACAAUUUAAUGCAACUUAGGGGUGGCAAGUUAAGAGAAUACUUGGAUUCUAUGCCAAAAAUUUGGGAUAUUGUUACAAAAGCUCAUUUAAUUGCUAUUGAAAAGAGAUUGCAAAUUGUUUUUGCUACUGUUGAGUAUUGUAAAAGUAUUAAAAGGAGAGAACAAAAUGUUUAAGUUUAUUUUUUAUAAUUAUAAAUUUGGUUAAAAAAUAAAAAGUUAAGAACAAUGUA
Brassicogethes aeneus is the source of this 1373-nucleotide messenger RNA. The record is from the annotation of a GenBank genome assembly. Lineage: Eukaryota; Metazoa; Arthropoda; Insecta; Coleoptera; Nitidulidae.